AUGAACUGUAUCAUUCCGGGUAAAAACAUCAAAGUUUUUGCCCGAGCCAUCCAUUCUCUUGCAAAGAUCGGAGAAGAGUUGUAUAUUGAACCACUAGAAAAUGGGUUUGCGUUCAAAACUGUCAACUCUUCCAGAUCAGCAUUUGGUUUAUUUUUGUUUGACCCAAGAUUUUUUGAUAAAUACCACAGACCAUCAGAUAAUGAAACAACAUUUCAAAAUGAUGAAAAUGAAUCACCUCGAUGUAAGAUAGCAAUGUCUUCAUGUUUGAAUAUCUUCAAAUCUGUAGCAACCAUUGAGAAAACUGUGGAAAAAUGCAAGAUUUCUUUAAACAUGAAGGAUGACAGGCUUGUGUUCAAAAUGUAUUGCAGACAUGGCAUUGUAAAGACACACAAUCUUGCAUUUAUUGAAUGUGAGUCACUGAAAGCUGUUUUUAACAGUGACAACUGUGAAAAUUGUCUUAUUGCACCUAGCAAGAUGUUGUGUGAGGCAGUUAUUCAUUUCCAAAAUAACCAAGAAGAAGUAACAUUGGUUGUAUCAUCUGAGAAAAUCUCUUUCAAGAAUUAUUUUGAAGAAUAUGAUUCAACAAAACAGAUGAUCACUGAAGUGAAACUCCAUCUUGAUGAGUUUAAUGCCUGUGAUAUUGGAAUUAACACAGAGAUUACAUUCUGUUUAAAAGAACUCAGGGCUAUAUUAUCAUUUGUUGAAGUUACGAAUCUCCCAGUAAAAAUUAAUUUUGAUACUCCUGGAAAGCCAAUGUCUUAUCUGAUCAGCAGUGAAGGGAUGCUUGAAGCAACAUUUGUAUUGGCAACUUUAGCUGGUGAUAAUUGCUCCAACAGUCAAGUGCCACCUUCUGCGAGACAAUCAACUUCCCAAAAUAAAACAAGGGCAUCCUGUAGUAAUAAAAAUUUGAAUGGAGAUGAGUCUAUCCUUGUGGAAUGGGAUGAUAUGACAAUGGCAGAAGUGGAAGAAAUGAGUCUUGUUGAAGCAUGUGCUAGCCGUUCACAAUGUCCUGCAGCACCAAAACCACAACCAGUUUCCAAACGCCAACAAAAGACAGUUUCAAAUGGCCGCAACCAAAGUAAAAUGCACAACAGACUUGACAAAACACCUGAUUCUGAUGAAGAUACAAAUAGUCCUGUUAUAGCUGUACAGCCAUGUAUAAAUUUACUAGCACCAAACAUAGACACAGAUGAUGAAGAAAAACAGAAUUCUGAUGUGAGAAAGGAGGAGGAAGAGGAGGAAGAUGACAUCAUACCUGGAACUCCACCAAGUAAAAAGUUUAAAUCUCUUUUCUUUGGAAAUUCCCAAGCCUCUGAAGCCAGUCAGAAAGCCGCACCAGUUGUGCUUGCUGCAGAUACUGAUGAAGAUGACUGA
Molecule: messenger RNA, 1374 nt
Organism: Acanthosepion pharaonis
Lineage: Eukaryota; Metazoa; Mollusca; Cephalopoda; Sepiida; Sepiidae
Source: the annotation of a GenBank genome assembly